AUGAUUGAAGAUUUGAUCCAAAUCUCCAGAGAGUACCCAGAAUACUUCAAGAAGCUGACAUUGGAAGGUGAUUGGGAGCCUGAGGGUGAUUAUAGGAAAGCAGGUCUAUUCUGUCAAACGUUUGAAGGAAAAGACUACAACAUAACAAUCUCACCUCAAGGCUGGACCGUAGAUGAUGAGACGUAUUAUCCCACCUUUGAAGCUCUAGCCCAUCGGAUAUCCAAAAGCUUUAGCGUAAAAUGGAAUGAAGAGCUAAUGAAGAAGCUGGAGUCGGUCAUAGAGUCCGAUUGA
Komagataella phaffii GS115 is the source of this 291-nucleotide messenger RNA. RefSeq lists its product as uncharacterized. Lineage: Eukaryota; Fungi; Ascomycota; Pichiomycetes; Pichiales; Pichiaceae. The coding region runs from base 1 to 291 and encodes 96 amino acids. The record is from RefSeq and is a predicted model, not a curated record. The transcript has a single exon.